Molecule: messenger RNA, 2562 nt
Organism: Calidris pugnax (ruff)
Lineage: Eukaryota; Metazoa; Chordata; Aves; Charadriiformes; Scolopacidae
Gene: GSG1L
Product: GSG1-like
Exons: 6
Coding region: 505-2151 (548 amino acids)
Cellular component (GO): plasma membrane
Source: RefSeq, a predicted model, not a curated record
CUCUGCCGAGGAGGGUGGCAGCAGCUGGCCCUGCCGCCUGCCUCCCACUGAGUUUCUCCUGCUCAUCCUACGGGAGCAGAGGACAGCGAGUCCCGCAGCCUGCAGGUGUCUCCCAGCGGAGGAGGCUGCGGAGCCCCUUGGGAUCAUGUGUGGUACCCGAGCAGAUGUUCACUUGCUCUUGGUGCUCUGUGUGAGACAGACCCUCUCUGAUCCCGUCAGCGCACUGAAGCACACCGACUACGAGAGGAUGGCCGCACUCCCGCGCCUGCAGCUGCUCCUUUAACGGACAAAGGCAGGAUUUCAAGUGAAGAGAAGAAUGGGAGUCUGGCUGCAGCUUUUCCUUCCCUGCUACAACAACAGAUUGGAAGAAGCUGAGAGUUUUGAUGCCUGGAAAACUGGAUUCUGAAUCGUGAAAGGCUUUCAACUCGCCCCCCCCCCUCCCAAAUAAAACAACCCCCUUUGACUUCUUCUCUCAGCAGGAGGGGGAGGGAGGGCGGAUUUACCAUGAAGACAAAUCGAAGAUGCAGAGCCCUGCUAGCAGUGAGUCUGAAUCUGAUGGCUCUCCUCUUCUCUACAACAGCUUUUAUCACGACCCACUGGUGUGAGGGCACACAGAGGGUCCCCAAGCCGAGCUGUGGGAAAGAGAAGAAGACAAACUGCCUCAACUACAGCGGGAAUGAGACUGCAAAUGAGACAAACCAGAAUGUGGUUCAUUACAGCUGGGAGACGGGAGAUGACCGCUUCCUUUUCAGGUAUUUCCACACUGGGAUCUGGUACUCCUGUGAGGAAAAUAUCAAUGCUGCUGGUGAAAAAUGUCGAAGUUUUAUUGACCUUGCCCCGGCUUCUGAAAAAGGUGUCCUGUGGCUGUCGGUGGUAUCCGAGGUGUUGUACAUCAUGCUGUUAGUCGUUGGAUUCAGCCUUAUGUGCCUCGAGCUCUUUCAUUCAAGCAGUGUGAUAGAUGGGCUCAAGUUAAAUGCCUUUGCUGCUGUCUUCACUGUCCUUUCAGGUCUCUUGGGGAUGGUGGCACACAUGAUGUAUACUCAAGUUUUCCAAGUGACAGUCAGCCUUGGGCCAGAGGACUGGCGACCACAUUCGUGGGACUAUGGAUGGUCCUUCUGGGCUUCACAACACCCAGCUCUAAAUGUCACUAGCACGCAGAGGAACAGGAGUGACCAUAAUGCUCAGAAAAUACCCCCAUUCGCUACGUCAAGCUCUUCCAGUGACAUAUCAAGCAGCUCUUCACUUUCAUCAGAACCGACCAGCCAGAUCUCCAUGGUUCAGGAUCAAACCCUGCUGGACAUUGCCUCCAUCGCUAGAUUGGCCCCGGGAGAAUCACCAAACCCUCAACCAUUUGAGCAAAGAGAGGAAAUUUUAGCAAUAUCGUGUUCCAGCCCACUGGGAGCAAGGACUAUUCCAGCACCUCGCCCAGCCAGCCCCAGGCUCAGUCUAACCCCCAGCUCAGCCAAGCCACAGCAAUACUCUGACUCCUCACCGCUCAGUCCAGGGAUCAACGCAACCUCCUCCUACACCUUCUGUCCUCACACAGCACAGAGCGUACGAGCUUCAGCAUCGGAUCACACACCGACCCCAACCAGGACAAGCACAAGGCCUCCAGCAACAACGACUCCUGAAGACAGUUCCCAGUCUCCUGGCUAUUCUAAAACUGGAUUAAAGAAUACAGGAAAGGGUUUUGAAUCAGAUCUGGAAGAUCCUGAUCAUGAACGGAGAUUUGUAACCACGAAGGAAUUCCAAGCCAUGGAGAAAGAACUUGAGGAUGUAAAAGAAGAACUGAAAUGCUUGAAGUGGAAAGUGAGACACAUUGGUGAGACUGUGCAGCCCCUGGCUGAAGACAGCAAGCGUUACAACGGCUACACCCUGACGGAGCUCAAGGCCAUGGUGCAGUCUGAAGAUGACCCUUACAAGGCUGCACACAAGAUCCUAACCGCGCUCUUCAGCGACGUCUGCUUGCUACAGCACUCAGUCACUGACCAGGCCUGCAACUCCCGGUCUCUGCCCAAGCCCAAACUGGACCCAGAGCUGUACACGGUGUACUGUGACAUUCUGAAAAGCAUAUUCCCUGGAAUUAGCAGCCAGACCUUGAGGGAAGAGACACAACACGUGCAGAAAAGCAGCCAGAAAGAAGUGCAAUAACACCAGAGCCCACAAGAUGUUCUGCAAAGUGACAAGUCUCUAAUGAUUUUAGAGGGCUGAACUGUAGUAGGUACCGUUGGUUGAGUCUAUCCCUUUUAGGUGUGAAUCAUCCGUAAAGGUAUUGGUGAGCUCUGAGCCCUUCAUGCCACUUGCCCAAUGAAAUGGGGUGGGAAGGCAUUCUGCAUAAUUCCCACUUUUUAGAAAAAAAUUGCCCCCUUGGUGUUCUCUUUCAAUGUAUGGACAUUUCCUUGUUUCCAGCAACUACAAAGGCUGACAAAAGAAUCCAGAGAAGGCACCGUAUGUCUAAGCAAGGGCCUUCUCCCAGCCCCAAACAGACCAACCAACCAGCAUCUGGGUAGUUUCUAUUUUCUAGAGUAUAUCAUUCAUUAAAUAACAUUACUUGUUAGAAAA